Molecule: messenger RNA, 6450 nt
Organism: Condylura cristata (star-nosed mole)
Lineage: Eukaryota; Metazoa; Chordata; Mammalia; Eulipotyphla; Talpidae
Gene: GBF1
Product: golgi brefeldin A resistant guanine nucleotide exchange factor 1
Exons: 41
Coding region: 225-5897 (1890 amino acids)
Biological process (GO): regulation of ARF protein signal transduction
Molecular function (GO): guanyl-nucleotide exchange factor activity
Source: RefSeq, a predicted model, not a curated record
UAGCCGGCUCCACCGCCCGUUCCGGCCCACUGUUGCUGGCCGACUGAGUGGUCCCUGGCUUCGGCUUUAGCUUCCAGGAAACGAGCUCCUUCCCUGCUCCCACCAGCCACGAGAGCCGGAAGGGCCACUCGGAGUCAGCUUCGGGACUCGGGCUGACAUGAAUUGUGGCUGCUGGUCCUGGGACUAGGCCCCGCCAUUUUGGAUCCGCUGACAGGUUUGCCAAGAUGGUGGAUAAAAAUAUUUACAUCAUUCAAGGAGAGAUUAACAUUGUGGUUGGGGCCAUCAAACGAAAUGCCCGAUGGAGCACCCAUACUCCUCUGGAUGAAGAACGGGAUCCCCUGUUGCAUAGUUUUAGUCAUCUAAAGGAAGUUUUAAACAAUAUAACAGAACUCUCAGAAAUUGAGCCCAAUGUAUUCCUGCGUCCGUUUUUGGAAGUGAUUCGUUCUGAAGAUACCACUGGCCCUAUCACUGGACUGGCACUCACCUCUGUCAACAAGUUCUUGUCCUAUUCACUCAUAGAUCCUGCUCAUGAGGGCACAGCAGAGGGCAUGGAGAACAUGGCAGAUGCUGUCACCCAUGCCCGCUUUGUGGGCACUGAUCCUGCCAGCGACGAAGUUGUCCUGAUGAAAAUCCUUCAGGUGCUGCGAACUCUAUUGCUGACCCCAGUUGGUGCCCAUUUAACCAAUGAAUCUGUGUGUGAGAUUAUGCAGUCUUGCUUCAGGAUCUGCUUUGAAAUGAGGCUCAGUGAGUUAUUGAGAAAAUCCGCAGAGCACACUCUCGUAGACAUGGUGCAGCUGCUCUUCACAAGGUUACCUCAAUUUAAAGAAGAACCCAAGAACUAUGUGGGGACCAACAUGAAGAAGAUUUCUCCAUGUCUCCUCAACAAACUGGAGCUAAGUAGUGGGGAGCAGACCAAAGCCCUGAACCAGUUAGAGAGGGUACUACUCUUUAAGAACCUCAAGCUGAAAAUGAGAGCAGGAGGCAUGAGUGAUUCAUCCAAGUGGAAGAAACAGAAGAGAUCUCCCCGGCCCCCUCGCCAUAUGACCAAAGUCACACCAGGUUCAGAGCAGCCCACCCCCAAUGGAACUAAUUUAUCCUCUAAUCUCACUGGAGGCAUGCCCUUCAUUGAUGUGCCCACACCCAUCUCUUCUGCAAGUUCAGAAGCUGCCUCCACAGUGGUCAGCCCCUCUACAGACAGUGGCAUAGAGUUCUCCUCCCAGACCACCUCCAAGGAGGACCUCACUGACCUGGAGCAACCUGGCUCUCCAGGGUACAGCACAGCUGCAGAACCUAACAGCAGUGAGCUAGGAGUUCCUGAGCAGCCUGACCCCCAGGAAGGAGCCCAUGUGGAAAAGGCCCAGUCAACAUCUGUGGAAUCCAUCCCUGAAGUGUUAGAGGAGUGCACAUCACCUGCUGACCACUCUGACUCUGCCUCUGUCCAUGACAUGGAUUACGUCAACCCCCGGGGCGUACGCUUUACACAGUCCUCCCAGAAAGAAGGUACAGCUUUGGUCCCCUAUGGUCUUCCCUGUAUCCGUGAACUCUUCCGUUUCCUCAUCUCCCUCACCAAUCCACAUGACCGCCACAACUCAGAGGUUAUGAUUCACAUGGGACUACAUUUACUGACAGUGGCUCUUGAGUCAGCCCCUGUAGCACAGUGUCAAACCCUCUUGGGCCUCAUCAAAGAUGAGAUGUGUCGCCACUUAUUCCAGCUACUCAGUGUAGAGCGACUGAACCUUUAUGCUGCUUCCCUACGGGUAUGCUUCUUACUGUUUGAGAGCAUGAGGGAGCACCUCAAGUUCCAACUGGAGAUGUACAUCAAAAAGUUGAUGGAGAUCAUCACUGUGGAAAACCCCAAGAUGCCUUAUGAAAUGAAAGAGAUGGCACUGGAGGCUAUUGUGCAACUCUGGCACAUCCCCAGUUUUGUCACCGAGCUCUACAUCAACUAUGAUUGUGACUACUACUGUUCCAACCUCUUUGAGGACCUCACCAAGUUGCUGUCCAAGAAUGCCUUCCCUGUGUCUGGUCAGCUCUAUACAACACACCUACUGUCUCUUGAUGCCCUGUUGACAGUGAUUGACAGCACCGAGGGCCAUUGCCAGGCUAAAGUCCUGAACAACCUUACCCAGCAGGAGAAGAAAGAGGCAAAUAGACCCAGCUAUGAAGCAGUAGAUAGCACUCGAGAAGCCAGCAAUACUGAGAAAGCAGCCAGUGAUGGGAAAGCUGUAAGCGUGGCCCCAGGCAUUCCAGGUCUGCAUCUACCGAGUGGAGGGCGGCUGCCAGCAGAGCAUGGGAAGCCAGGAUGCAGUGAUCUGGUGGAAACUGGUGACUCUGGGGCUGACAAAAAGUUUAGUCGGAAGCCACCUCGAUUUUCCUGCCUUCUGCCAGAUCCACAAGAACUGAUUGAAAUUAAAAACAAAAAGAAGCUGCUGAUCACUGGCACAGAGCAGUUCAAUCAGAAACCAAAGAAGGGGAUCCAGUUUCUGCAGGAGAAGGGCCUUCUCACAAUCCCAAUGGACAACACAGAGGUAGCCCAGUGGCUCCGAGAAAACCCUCGGCUAGACAAGAAAAUGAUUGGAGAGUUUGUGAGUGAUCGCAAAAACAUUGACCUGUUGGAGAGCUUUGUGAGUACCUUCAGCUUUCAGGGUCUUCGGUUAGAUGAAGCUCUCCGCCUCUAUCUGGAAGCCUUCCGCUUGCCUGGGGAAGCACCAGUCAUCCACAGGUUACUGGAAGCAUUCACAGAGCAUUGGAGGAAUUGUAAUGGCUCCCCAUUUGCCAAUAGUGAUGCCUGCUUUGCCCUGGCCUAUGCUGUCAUCAUGCUUAAUACUGACCAGCAUAACCACAACGUUCGCAAACAGAAUGCACCCAUGACGCUGGAGGAGUUUCGAAAAAACCUAAAAGGUGUGAAUGGAGGCAAAGAUUUUGAGCAAGACAUCCUGGAAGACAUGUACCAUGCCAUCAAGAAUGAGGAAAUUGUGAUGCCUGAGGAGCAGACAGGUUUGGUUCGGGAGAACUAUGUAUGGAAUGUGCUGCUUCAUCGAGGUGCCACCCCAGAGGGCAUAUUCUUACGUGUGCCUGCUGGCAGCUAUGAUCUUGACCUCUUCACCAUGACCUGGGGCCCUACUAUUGCUGCUCUUUCUUAUGUCUUUGACAAAAGCCCUGAGGAGACCAUCAUCCAAAAAGCCAUCUCAGGCUUCAGGAAAUGUGCCAUGAUCUCCGCCCACUAUGGCCUCAGCGAUGUAUUUGACAAUCUCAUCAUCUCCCUGUGCAAAUUCACAGCUCUCAGCAGCGAGUCUAUUGAGAAUCUGCCCACUGUGUUUGGAAGCAACCCUAAAGCCCACAUUGCAGCCAAGACAGUUUUCCAUUUGGCCCACCGUCAUGGUGACAUCUUGAGAGAGGGCUGGAAGAAUAUCAUGGAAGCCAUGCUGCAGCUCUUUCGAGCGCAACUGCUACCCAAGGCUAUGGUAGAGGUAGAAGAUUUUGUGGAUCCCAAUGGCAAGAUAUCACUACAGCGAGAAGAGACACCAUCAAACCGAGGAGAAUCAACAGUGCUGAGCUUUGUGAGCUGGCUGACACUAAGUGGUACUGAGCAGUCUAGUGUACGGGGACCAUCCACCGAGAGCCAGGAGGCCAAAAGAAUGGCCUUGGACUGUAUCAAGCAAUGUGACCCAGAAAAGAUGAUCACAGAAAGCAAGUUCCUCCAGCUAGAAUCACUGCAAGAGCUGAUGAAGGCUCUAGUCUCAGUGACACCAGAUGAAGAGACAUAUGAUGAAGAGGAUGCUGCUUUCUGUCUGGAGAUGCUACUGAGAAUUGUGCUGGAGAACAGGGACCGUGUGGGCUGCGUGUGGCAGACUGUUCGAGACCACCUAUACCACCUGUGUGUCCAGGCCCAAGAUUUCUGCUUUCUUGUGGAGCGGGCUGUGGUGGGGCUACUGCGCCUGGCCAUUCGGUUACUCCGGAGAGAAGAGAUCAGUGGCCAGGUACUGCUUUCCCUGCGCAUUUUGCUACUGAUGAAGCCCAGUGUGCUGUCCCGGGCUAGCCACCAGGUCGCCUAUGGCCUCCAUGAACUCCUCAAAACAAAUGCGGCCAACAUCCAUUCAGGGGAUGACUGGGCCACCCUCUUCACUCUGCUGGAAUGCAUUGGCUCAGGUGUGAAGCCUCCAGCAGCCCUGCAGGCCACAGCCAGGACCGAUGCACCUGAUGCUGGAGCCCAAUCAGACAGUGAACUCUCUUCUUUCCAUCAAAAUGAUGUGAGUCUGGACCGAGGGUACACUUCUGACUCAGAGGUCUACACUGACCAUGGCAGACCUGGCAAGAUCCACCGAUCAGCCACAGAUGCUGAUGUGGUCAACAGCGGUUGGCUAAUGGUGGGUAAGGAUGACAUUGAUAAUUCCAAGCCAGGACCUGGGACCAGCCGGCCAGGCUCCUCACCCCUGGUCAAUCAGUACAGCCUAACAGUGGGCCUGGAUCUUGGACCACAUGACACUAAGUCCCUGCUUAAGUGUGUGGAAUCACUGUCCUUCAUCGUGCGUGAUGCUGCCCAUAUCACACCUGACAACUUUGAGCUCUGCGUCAAGACUCUACGCAUCUUUGUGGAGGCCAGUCUGAAUGGUGGGUGCAAGUCCCAGGAAAAACGUGGCAAGAGUCACAAAUAUGACAGCAAAGGGAACCGCUUCAAGAAGAAAUCCAAGGAGGGCUCAGUGCUUCGACGACCUCGAACAUCCAGCCAGCAUGCCACCCGGUGUGGACAUAGUGAUGACGAUGAGGAUGAAGGCGUGCCUGCUAGCUACCAUACGGUGUCUUUACAGGUCAGUCAGGACUUGCUGGACCUGAUGCACACACUGCACACACGGGCGGCCUCUAUCUACAGCUCAUGGGCAGAGGAGCAGCGCCACCUGGAGACAGGUGGCCGGAAGAUUGAAGCAGAUUCACGCACUCUUUGGGCCCACUGCUGGUGCCCUUUACUGCAGGGCAUUGCCUGUCUGUGCUGUGACGCCCGGCGCCAGGUCCGGAUGCAGGCACUGACCUAUCUGCAGCGGGCAUUACUGGUACAUGAUCUGCAGAAGCUAGAUGCUCUGGAAUGGGAGUCCUGUUUUAACAAGGUGCUGUUUCCUUUAUUGACCAAGCUCUUGGAGAAUAUAAGCCCUGCAGAUGUGGGUGGGAUGGAGGAGACCCGGAUGAGGGCUUCUACACUGCUCUCUAAGGUCUUCUUGCAGCACCUGUCUCCACUGCUGUCACUCUCUACCUUUGCGGCCCUCUGGCUGACCAUCCUGGACUUCAUGGACAAGUACAUGCAUGCAGGCUCCAGUGACUUACUGUCAGAGGCCAUUCCUGAAUCUCUGAAGAACAUGCUUCUGGUGAUGGAUACGGCAGCAAUUUUCCAUAGUGCAGAUGCUCGAGGAGGCAGCCCUUCAGCCCUCUGGGAGAUCACCUGGGAACGUAUUGACUGUUUUCUGCCCCACCUACGAGAUGAGCUCUUCAAGCAAACUGUCAUCCAGGACCCCAUGCCCAUGGAACCUCAUACCCCAAAACCUCUGGCCUCAGCCCACCUGACCCCUGCUGCUGGUGACACCAGAACACCUGGCCAUCCACCUCCUCCAGAGACGCCCUCUGAACUGGGAGCCUUAGACUUUGAAAAGCCUGAGGCCCCCCGACCUACCAACAGCAGUUCCCCUGGAUCACCAGUGGCCUCUAGUCCCAGCAGGCUGAGCCCUACUCCAGAUGGGCCUCCACCUCCACUGAUCCUGCAGCCCUUGGCCUCCCCACUGCAGGUGGGUGUGCCACCCAUGACACUUCCCAUCAUCCUCAACCCUGCUCUCAUCGAGGCCACUUCGCCAGUACCCCUCCUGGCCACAUCCCGCCCCACAGACCCCAUUCCCACCUCCGAGGUCAACUAAGGCAGACUCCUCAGAUAUCAAGACCAGUACUUCCUUCCAGAUUGCCCCCAGCAACCCCCUUCCAGCUGUCUCAGAGGCCACAAACUCUUCAGGCCCAGCCCAAGCUGCUCUUAACUGCUAGUUGGAUGGGGACCGAAAAAGAGAACUAUUAUAGCCCUUUCUGGGAACCACAGUUAGGUUGCAGGAACUUCUUCCUCUGCUCUCCAUUUCUGGGGGUCCAACCUGAGAGCACACUCAGGUAUCACCUGCAGCCUGACAGCUCUGGGGAGGUGUCACUGCCUUCCCUGCAGUGCCCACCCUGCUGUCCAUGGUCAGGCAUUGAGAGCCAAGCCAACCACUCUGCACUUUGUUUCCCUCUCCCAUCUUCACUCCCAUCAGCCCUGGGCCACCUCCUCCAGUUCUUCCCCUUUUAUUAAUCAGUUGGUCAGUUUGGAGAGUUAAUUGGCACCUUGGAAGAUGGGGAGGUGGGGCUGGACAGGGGGACUACCCACAGGAGCAUGUACAUAUAGGAAAACUAUGGACUUUUUAUGGUAUAAUAAAUGUCUUAGUACCA